AUGGAGGGUGUUAAAAAAGACCUGAAAGAAAUAGCUUUGACGAUGAUGGAUUACGAACUUGACGACCUUGAAGCCACACUUAAAGGCCUUCAGUAUAACAAGAGUGAAGUGGAGCAAGCGAUUGACAAUUAUUCCGAAUGGAUAUCACAAAACAUAGAAAAAGAGAUGGAAGAAGUGUAUAACAAACACUUCGAAGAGAAAGUUGAAAUCCCCACGCUUCCUUCUCAAGAUGUGGAUCCAAUCAUACAAGAAAUAAAAACCACAUUAUCUUCUCAAAUAAGUAACAAAGAACCAACACCUUCCACCAUCACAUCAAAGAUAAGCGACCUCUUUGUGGAAGACUUGACUGAAGCAGAAUCAUUAUUUAAAGAACUCAAAGACCAUCUUGUUGAUUGA
Molecule: messenger RNA, 396 nt
Organism: Entamoeba invadens IP1
Lineage: Eukaryota; Evosea; Mastigamoebida; Endamoebidae
Exons: 3
Coding region: 1-396 (131 amino acids)
Source: RefSeq, a predicted model, not a curated record